Messenger RNA from Rhizophagus irregularis DAOM 181602=DAOM 197198, 3399 nucleotides. The record is from RefSeq and is a predicted model, not a curated record. Lineage: Eukaryota; Fungi; Glomeromycota; Glomeromycetes; Glomerales; Glomeraceae.
UUUUUAUCAUUUUUGUAAUGCGAAACUCUAUUUUUUUCUCUUUUUUCCUAGAAAUUAUCUAAAUAUGAAUGAUGAUUUAAUAAAAUAUAAUGAUGAUGAAACUGUUAAUGUACCCUUUGGGCGUGUCGCUGAAUGGUACAUUUCCAAACAUCCUUUACUAAAAAAUAUCAAAUUAAAAUGCCAAAGUAGAAAAAAAACUCCAGAACUUUUUAAAGAAAAUAUUAUAACUGUUGAUCGUGUUGAGGGAGCUGUAGAUUAUAUUGAAUGGAGAACCAAUAAAGGAGAAACUAAAUCUACUAAUAGAAUAGAUGACAUUGUACAUCUAACACCUAUGGGAGAAGAGUAUGUUAAAGAGAUUGAAGCUGGUAAAAGAAAGGACAGGUUAUGUUGGUCCUGGACUAUGUAUUGUGCUGGGGGGAAUAGCUGUCAGAGGGAAUGCGGAAAUAUUGGUAGUUGUAAAGAGAAUUGUGCAAAUCGUAAUUUUCCAAAUAAUAUUAAAAACAGUCAUGAUAUGCAUCUUUGCAAAGUGCGUGUUAUAUCAGAAUCUAAAUUAUCAUGGUUAAAAACAAGCAAACCACUACGUAUUAAAAUAAUUGGAUCUCAUUUACCAGCAAAUGCAUUAAAUACUCAUAUUCCUAAUAGUUCCAAACUGAACCUUACAAGAGAAAUACGGGAUAAAAUUAUUUUAAAUAGAAGAUCUGAUUAUAAAACAGUAAAAGAAAUUAAAAUGACAUUACUUGCACCUUAUAAUGGUGCAAAUGAAGAAACAUUACGAAAUGUGUUAAAUGAACAACGUGAAAUUUGUAAUGAUACUAAAUUACGGGGUUUUAUUAAAAGAGAUGAUAGACGACUAAAAGAAAAUUCCGGAAGCUGGACAAUUUUACACUAUUUAGUUACGGAAAUUCUUAAAUUAAAGGGUUAUGUACUUUAUUACCAGCAGCCGGAUCCAUUAGCACCGGAAGAUCAUCCAGAUCACUAUUAUCAAUUGACUUUAUCAAAUGAUUUAUGGUUAAAAAAUGGUCAAAAAUUUGGAAAUUUUUGCAUAGGAUUGGAUGGUAAAUAUGAUCUAAAUAAUGAUCAUGCUCCAAUCUUAACAAUGAUAGUUGAAAAUAAUACAGGGUGUGCUACACCAUUGGCUUUUGGUUUAAGCAACAAAGAAAAUAAUUGGACUAUUCGAUUAGCUAUUCAAGCAAUCAAGCAAAAUAUUCCCUGUAGUCGUAGUGAAUGUAACCAUGAAUGGUAUUACCAAGAUUUACCAUCCGGAAAGGGGUUUGAAAGGAUUAGUAAUUGUGCAAAUAUACAAUUAUGGAAUCCACUAGCCAUGAUUGACAAACAUCGUCCAUCGAGAAUUGUUAUACAAAGUUUAUUACGUGGAUCGAUACUUUGUUGGUUCCACAUAAUGAAAACAAUUGGAGAAAAUUUUUCGCAAUGGAAUAUUCCUUGUUUAUUUUGUAAUUUUUAUCCAUUAGCAAUAGCGUUCAAGAUUGUAGGAAGAAGUAGAAGUGUCAAACAAUGUGAAGAAUUAGCUAUUGAAUACAAGAAAUUCAUAAAUUCUUUGGAUUUGGCUAAUAAUGUAAAACAAAAAAUUAUAAAUGAUAUUUAUAAUAAUUGGAUUAGUGAUGAGUGGAUACUUGGUUUUAUCGAUGCUGGAAGACUUCCUCAAACUUUACAGGAUAAUCCAAUGACAACUAAUAACUUCACAGAGAGGAUGAAUCGAUCAAUUGAGACAAAUCAUAGCGGAAUUAAAACUGUUGUAAAUUUUGUUGAAAGAUUAUAUGGACUAAAAUUAAAUAGAGAAAAUAUUACUGAAAGGUCUGGAGAAACAAUUUUUGAAGCUGGUUUAAGUACUUUAUUUGAUGCUCAAUCUAUCGAGCAAGAAAACCAAUCAAAACAUAUUUCUUCAGACAAGUUAAGACGACUUAAUUUGGGUAGACUCUAUUUCUUGAUGGGAUACGUAAAAUCAUCAAAUAACAACAAUUAUUUUUAUGUAAAAAAACAUAAUCAAUUAAAUGUAUUAGAAUCAUCAUACGAUGGAAGUUUUGUGAAAAUGGAUGAUAAUAUUAUUGAAAAGUUGUAUCCACUUUAUCAAAAAUUUGCAAAGAAUCAUUAUAGUGUAGUUCCUGAACUAGAAGGAUAUUAUUUAACAAAUAUUUUUAGCGGAGAAUGUUUAAUAUGCCUAGAUUAUAUUUGGAAUGGGUCUUUUCGGGAUGUGUGUAAGCACUGUCAUGCAGCAAGAAUAUAUAAAGAAUCAUUAAAUGCAGAGAAUCUUUUUGAUUAUUCGCAAGAAGUUAAAAAUCAAUUGGUGACAUAUUUUAAGAAUAAGGAACGCGUUAUUUCUGCAGAAAAUAAAAACAAGUUAAUUUAUGAAGGAGAUACUCAUGUGGCUUAUAAUGAAAUUUUAAGAUUAUUUGAACUUCAAGGCACCAAGAUCUUUUGGUCAGAUAAUAAACCAUUGAAAUUAAAUAGAGAUCCUUUUCGUCCAGAAUUAAACAAUAAGCGUGAUUUUAAUGCUAUUGGAGCUCCGCCGAAACCUUCUGCUAAACCGCGCAAACCAUCACGAAUUUUAUGUAAUUCUAUUUUAGAAGAAGAUAAGGAAAAUAAGGAAACCUUUUCAACUCAGCAAAGAAAAACUAAACGAACUAGAAGACAAAUUCGUACAUAUAAGGAAAAUUCUAAGGAUAACGGAAAUAACAAGAAUAAUGAAAAUAAUUUGGGACCAUCCGUACCUGAUGUUAAUUUACCUGCUUCGUAUAACAUCAAAUUUGAUUUGAAUCCAUCUUUUAAUUCACAACCAACUCUUCAACCUACUCUUUAUAAUAUUCCUUAUUAUACAAACACCAAUACUUCGCUCCCUACUUCAAUUUAUUCACAAUCUACAUUCUCUUCAACUAAUGCGAUUCCUAAUAGUAAUUAUACCUCUUUCAAUAUUCCUCAAGAUCAAUUGGCCUAUAGUUAUCCUUCGAUUCCAAAUGAUCUUGGUCAAUUUUCCUACAAUAAUCAAAUUGAGUUAUCCAAUUCUUAUUCUUAUUCAUUUAAUCAAGCUCCUGAUAACAACUUUUCUGAUAACAACACGUUUUCUCAAAAGCACUUUUAGUAAUCUUGUAACUUACUUUUACUCAUCAUUUAAUGAAAUAAAUCUAUUUCUUAUUUUUCGAAGCCUUUAAUUUUAUAUUUUGCGUUCCUAACAUAGUGGAAUUUACAAAAACGUUGCAUUCUUGCCCAAAAGAAUAUAAAGUUUUCGUUAUAAAUGUAAAAAAAAAGUAUAUAAUUAUACGUUUCGUUGUAAAUGUUGUAUUCUGUACUUAAAAAAUUGUAUAUAUAGCCUUUCAUUAUAAAAAGCCUAAGCAUAAUUUUAAAUACUUUCAUGCCAAAAAUGUCAAAAUUGUGAAAUUAAAAUUU